AUGAUCUUGCCAACACCUACUCCUAUCGACCUUCUUAAUGGCAUAGAAGUCGAGGCUCACAUCGUAGCCCUACUUCCGAACGAUGGCACGUUAAAAUCGACUAAUCUGCUGUACUAUCUGGAGGCCCGAUUCAAGGAAGCUGGCCUUGAGCUGUCCGCAGACGUCACCAUGAACAAAACUGACUACAACACUUGGAAGGUCGUCAAUGAUGGCAGUUUACAAACAUCCGACGAAAAUGUCAAGGCGGAGGAGAAGAAGUUCGGGUUCCUAGACGAUGGUAGACUUUCCGUUGGAUCAGUGGAGGUAGUUUCGAAACCACUACCCGUACUGUCCGUUCAAGUUGCUCUCCAGGAACAGGACAGCUUUCUCGAGAUCAAGAAAUACAUCGGGACCCUGGUACCUAGAAACCCUGUACAAGCUGGAUACGGCUCCUGGGUCGAGGACGACUGUGGACUACACAUCCAUUUUGGACUCAAGGACGGUGUGAUCCCUCUAUCCGUCUUACAGCAUCUAGCUCUUAUCACGUUCACUUACGAGCCCAUAGUGAAUGAGCUACAUCACUGGAGUAGGACGCCUUAUCCCUGCACUAAGGCCAGUAUAUACGCCAGAAGCAACCGCAUCAGCUUCCAGAAUGAUGAGCACUCCUGCCAUGGUCAUGUUGACAUACAAGAGAUUAAGUGCAGGGUAUUUGCAACACGGACCCAUCGAGCUCUCGCGUCCUUGAUGGGUUCCAGGUUUCCCCUCGACGAUGAAUUUCGACCACUCGCAGGGUUGGACAUAUGGGGCGCCGGAGACAACGGACCCGAGACGGCGGAGAAUAACAACCAUUGGGGUGAUGAAUCUGUUCCUGGGCCCACUCCUUCACCACCCACGCCAUGGGUACCCGACGACCCACGCUAUGACCAUGACUGGCUUCGAAAGCACGAUUAUCAUGGAGAGUCUGGGGGCGCCACUCCAGCUCCCACAGACGUAUCCGAAGCCGGGUCUUCCUGGGCCACAUCGUCGCCUGUUGGCCGCGUCGACUCCAGCGCAUCUACCGCGAUGGCCACUAGCGACGCUGAAUUCGAGCGCUACAAUCAAGACUCUUGGGCCCCCGACGGCGAAAAGAACAAGAUCCUACGCUGGGAACUCAUCGACAGAACCAACGGCCCGCGCACGAUCGAGUUCCGCCAGCCAGCCGGCAGCGUGGAUCCCGAGGUCAUUGCCUACACGAUGCAGUUCUACACCGCCUUCAUCCGUGCCGCCGAGCGCAUGGCUCACAGCCAGCAGAGUGACGAACUCGAGACGAGGGCUACCCAUGAGGGACUGCUGAAGUUGCUGCAGCUCGAGGAAGGGGCGGAGCGGUUCUGGAUCUUGAGACGCCGGGAGAUGGAGAGAUUGAGGGAGAGCGAUGGGAGACGCGACGAGGAUCUCGAGGCUUGGGAGAAGUGUUCGGCUUGUGCUAAGCCGGAGGAGUCGCCUGGCGAGGCUAAUCACUGGUAA
This is a messenger RNA of Cyphellophora europaea CBS 101466, 1482 nucleotides long. RefSeq lists its product as uncharacterized. The transcript has a single exon. Lineage: Eukaryota; Fungi; Ascomycota; Eurotiomycetes; Chaetothyriales; Cyphellophoraceae. Bases 1 to 1482 code for a protein of 493 amino acids. The record is from RefSeq and is a predicted model, not a curated record.